ACGAGCAUAAAAGCCGCCGCGCACACAUGGAAGCAUCUGGAGGCGUGGCACUGCAGCCGUUGCCUUCAGCGACCAGCGCCCCGCGGCGGCGGAGCACAGGAGAGAGCGCGGCGAGCGAGCGGGGAGCCGAGGUCGAGGCGCCCGCCGAUGGACCCGCCUGACGUCGAGAUGGAGGCCGCACAGCCUCCGCCGGCGGCGCCGGCAGCAGCGGAGGAGGGGUGGAGCAUGCUGUCCCGUGCCCGCGCGCUGCUCGAGGAGGGCAAGCCGUCCCUCGCGCUGCAGGCGGUUCUCCUGGCCAUAAGAUCUCAAGGUGGUGAACAAGCUCUCAUCCAGACAUUGAACCGUGCACGUGAACUCUACACUCAGAGAGUGCAAGCCACUCCUAGUGUUGAUGAACUCGCCUCUUUGCUUGCACAGUGUGCUAUAGCAGAGGCUCAGUCAACAAAUGCUACCCCUCCACAAGGACCUGGGUCUGACCCUGUCAUGAUGUUGGAUUCUGAUGAGGCCUGCAUUCUUGCUGAGAGUGGAAGGAAGCAGAUCAUCUUGGAUGCAUUUGCCGAUGGAAGCAGCUUCAUUUGCUUGAAAUGUGGUGGGCUGUUUAGCACAUCUCGCAAAGAUGAGCACUUGACCUACUGGUGCGGGACUGCAUGAUCCUGGUGAUAUCUUGAUGUGGUAUAUCUGUGGUCACCCCAGGCGAUGAUCAUUAUACCCGUGAGAUUUUGUAAAAACAUCUUUCCCUUCCGAUUACCGCUUCUUUACUACAGGGAUGCCAGAGAUGCAUCUUCUGUUUACCGUAGCAAAUACAUUGCUGAUGCCAAACAUUAUCAAGUAAAAAACUUUCAUCUCUA
This is a messenger RNA of Phragmites australis (common reed), 848 nucleotides long. RefSeq lists its product as uncharacterized. The transcript is spliced from 2 exons. Lineage: Eukaryota; Viridiplantae; Streptophyta; Magnoliopsida; Poales; Poaceae. The record is from RefSeq and is a predicted model, not a curated record. The coding region runs from base 148 to 651 and encodes 167 amino acids.